AUGCUGGUCCGGUCACCAAUAGUGGUAGAAACUCCACUCGACCCAGCGAUUUCCGCUGAUGGGACUGCAGUGCGACGCGACUCCUCUGGUGCGGGUCGCGGGUCGUAUCCCCGCAGAAUACGGACUGCGUCGUUUGGUCGAGCGGGCUCCUGCAAUGAAGCAAUUCCCGAGAAUGGCGGCAGCGCGAACGUCACCGGGAACAGUGCCGCAUCUGACGCUCCCACCCCCGUCUGGGACGCGGAACCCGCGGCGAGUGCGUACAAUGAAGGAGCCUCGAGAGAGGGCGCUUCGCCUGGUGACCGGACCCCUUCAAUACUGCGUGCGUCUCCGAAAGCGUCGCAGAAGCUUCCGUCGUCGUCGUCCCUCCCGCCGCUCCUUCCGGCGACGGAUUCGACCGACAGCAGCAGCAGCGGACGAAGCAGCAGCAGCAGCGGCCGGCACGGCGGCCUGCACAGCGGCUCGAGCCCGUGGGACGGCGGCCUUACCUCCCCGCCCACCCCCUCCCCGAACAGCAUCAUCGGGAACUGCCUUCCCGCCAUAAGCGGAACUCCCAACGCAGUUGGCUCCGGUCGACUGGGCGCAAAUCUGAUGGUUGCGCGCGCGCCCACUCCAGCGCUCCCCUCGCCGCCGGAAGCGGAAGGAACGACGGCCAACAGCGCGGUUUCGCCGGUGCCCAGCGAAGGAGGCAGCGCAAGCGCGGGACGGCGCGGGGCUGCAAGGAUGAUGUCGAUUCGCGGACGGAAGACGGAGAAACGUGGGGGGAAAGGUGCUACGGGGAGCGAAUCCGGCGAAUUGAGCUUGCAGGGUUCGCCGCAGCAUUCGCAGCAGGAGCGGAUGCAAAUCGACGGGGAACAGCGCGGAGAGCCAGCCCUGGCGGAAGGGUCGGCAGAAAGCGUUUCUACGCGCGCCGCCAAGCCCCCCCAGCAGAGGCCAGCGACGCGGGGAAGGGAAUGGCGGAAGGGUCUGAAGAGUUUGUUCGGGUCAAAUUCGGUCAAGCGGAGGGGGGAAGCGGAGGAGGGGGGCAGUGUCCGAGGCGGGGGAAACACAGCUGGCGGAGUCGACACUGUGAUGACAGGGGAAGCGGACGUGGCAGAUACGCGCAUGGGGGAGGCUUGCUUACGGGGGGAAGAGGGGGAAUUGUCUGGCGGAGGCGAUUUUGUAACGGGGAUGAGCACAGCGGAGAUUGAUGAGUCGGGCGACUUUCGGCGAGUUACAGUGGAGCUACAGUUCUUUCAAGUUAACUCCACCAAGGAUCUUGUUGCAACAGUGCAAUUUCUCCCCUCUCACGCCCAGCAGCAACGGGAGGUGCAGCAGGCACAGGCGGUGCUGCAGCUACAGAACUACGCUGGGCUGGGAACUGUUGUUCUCGAGGGUGUAGACGGUGUGGUAACCAGCUGUAACACCAGCGCAACGAAUAUCCUGGGAUUUCCAGAACCGUACAUUAUGGGGCAGACGCUACAGCACUUUGUAAUGGAGUCCGACAAGGCUACUUUUGGGGAGGAGUACAGCAAGGUGCAGCAGGGUGUGCAGGAGUGGACGCAGCAGGAGAUUCGGUUGAGAAAGAUUGACCGCAGCACAGUGGCGGUUCGGAUCACCAUGACUGGCCUCUCCACCUCUGGCCCCCCUGCUGCUGCUGCUCCACCUGCUGCCACCCCGCCUGCUACCGCUGCCGCUGCUGCUGCUGCCGCUGCUGCCGCUGCGGCUGCUGCUGCUGCUGCUGCUGGUGUUACUGGUGCUGCUGAUGCGCCUGUCGUUGCUUCAGCCGCUGUUGUUCCUGCUGCAGCUGCUGGGGACACGGACACGAGCAAUAUGAGCCGCACCAGCAGCCACGAGAGCGGGUCGAGUGGGGGCGAGGCGGGGCGGACAGCAGGCAGAGAACACACGGCAGUGCUCUGCAUGUUCCAGGACAUCAGUGCGCAAAAGGCCCUGGAGCAACACAUGGAGAACUACCGCAUGAUGGUGGAACAUUUCCCAGCCGGCGCGGUGCUCAUCUCCCAUGCGGGCGAGGAGGGGGAAACCAUCCUCGUUAAUAGCACGCUCGAAGCCAUGCUAGGGUGCGAGAAGGGCUCCAUCAACAGCGUCGACAAAUGGUUCACCACACUCUACGCGGAAAAGGCCCGGCGCGCGCGACAACUGCACGAGGCGAGACGGGUGUCCGGGAGCAGCAAGGACGUGACGAACACGGUGCAGCAGAUCAAGAAGAAGGACGGGUCGAAGCUGGUGGUGGAUGUGACGACGUACCAGUUUGACCUCGGGGAGAUGUGGCUCGUGAAUGACAUCACUGAGAGCCGCAAGAACCAGUUCAAGUUCCGCAUGCUCUUCGAACUCUCCUCGGAUCCCAAGCUUCUACUCAACCAGGACGGGCGCGUGUUCGACUGCAACCAGUCGGCCAUCCGCAUUCUCAAGUGCGGAACCAAGGAGUCCCUCCUCGGAAAAACCCCCUGGGAGCUCUGCCGCCCGCAGCAGCCCUCAGGCCAGCGCUCCGCGUUCCUCAAGGCCGUCCUAGACGACCUCGCCGCCAGCAACAACGUCCCCGCGCCCGCGACCGGCUCAGGCGCAGGCUCCGCGGGGGGAGGCGCGGGGGGGGGGAUCCCGGGCGCGACGGUUCUCAGCGGCGCGUCCGCGGUGGGCGGGGAGAAGCGGUACCGAUUCGACUGGGUGUUCGAGGACGAGGAGGGGCAGGACGUACCGGUGGAGGUGUUAUGUAAGAUGGUGAAUUUCUUUGGCGAACCGGUGUAUCUGAUGGUGUGGCACGACAUGGCGGAGGCGCGCAAGCAGGAGGCGGAGCUGCGGAGGGCCAAGGCGGAGGCGGAGAAGGCGAGCAAGGCGAAAACGCAGUUCCUGGCGAAUAUGAGCCACGAGAUCCGCACGCCCAUGAACGGAAUCAUCGGCGUCGCCGAUCUGAUGCUCGCGACGCCGCUUUCGCCGGAGCAAUGCGCGCUGCUCGAAACCCUAAGAUCGUCCUCCGAGGGUCUGCUGCACAUCCUCUCGGACAUCCUCGAUUUAAGCAAGAUCGAGAACGAGAAGAUGGUCCUCGAUUUUAGCAACUGGCGGUUGCGGGAGAACGUGAGCAACUGCGUCGCGCUGUUCCGCGGAUCCGCGACCGGGAAAAACAUCCGCAUUAAAGCGCGAGUCGAUAAGGACGUCCCGAUCGAGGUCUUCGGAGACUGCAUGCGCGUGCGUCAGGUGGUCACGAACCUACUCAGCAACGCGAUUAAGUUCACGUCGGCCGGCGGGCACGUGUCGGUGCGCGUCAGCCUCGUGGAUCCUCACGCUCCGGGCCGCGGAAAGCGGCGGGAAUCGUUCUCGAGUUUGGAGCCGCUAAGAGAAAACGCGGAAAUGGAUAAGGUGGUGGUGCAGUUCGAAGUGAAAGACACGGGGAUAGGAAUUCCGCCCCACGCGCAGAAGAACCUGUUCCAAGCCUUCAAUCAGGCUGACAACUCCACAUGUCGCCGAUUUGGAGGGACGGGCCUUGGCCUAGCCAUUUGCAAGGCACUUGUCAACUUGAUGGGCGGCGAAAUCACCCUCUCAAGCGAAGAAGGAAAGGGGUCCACCUUCACCUUCACUGUGUGCCUCGGGGUCACAGAGCCUGCUCCAAGUGAUGCAGAGAGUGACGGGGAAGAGAGCAUUGGUGAUGAGAGCGAGGAGGAAGAGGAGGAGGGAGAGGAAGACGAGUACGAGGAGGUCGAGGUAGAGGAGUGGGAUGAGCUGGGGGAAGAGGAGGACGAAGAAGGGAUAGAGGGUGAUAUGCACAUGGAAGGAGAGGAAGGAGAGGAGUGCGUGUCGGGGAGCGAAACAGACGACGAGGAGGAGCAUUGGGCUAGGCACUUGGUCCGUGCGGCGACGGAGAUCGCCAUUGGUCGGUCGCGAAAGUCCCGCUAUCGCAAGGGAGGAGGGAACAAAGAAGCAGUAAACCACAAGGAAGCAACAACAGCACACAAGGAAGCAGCAGCAGCAACAACGCACAGAAGCCUUGUUCCUAAGCAACAUUCCAUGGAUUGCGACAGUGAUGCAACUUAUGAGACUUCUCGGUCGCAAAUGACAACUCCUACCUCUUCCUCUUCUUCUCGGUCUAUCUGGUCUGCUGGGAGCCGGCGACUCAACCGCAGCCCCACCCCUCGGCACAAGAAGGCUCUGCGCCGGGCAGAUUCAAAAGAAAUCUUUCUGCCCAUUGCUGUACCUGCUAAUGCCAGCAGCAGCACCAGCACCAGCAGCAGCAGCAGCAACUGUACCAGCAAUGCUAACCCCCCAGCAGCAUCUCCUGCUGCUCCAGCUAUCCCUGCUUCACCCACCCUCACCUGGCCUCCCACCACCUCUGCCGCUGCUCCUGCUGAGGACGUCUCUUCUUCUCCUGCUCCUGCCUCUGCCGCCGCUGCUGCCCCUGCUCCCCCUGCUGUUCCGUCUUAUCCGCCUCCUCCCAGUCCUGCUGCAAUCUCUGCUGUCAGAAGCCUUUUCAGCAAGUCUAAGAGCGAUAAUUACUUGCUGAAACCGAGUGCAACGGAGGGGAAAUUCCUCACCCGCAGCAAGAGUAAACCCAGGAACCUAAAAACCGCAGGCAGCACCGGAGGGAGUGCCGACAGGAGUGCAGACAGCAACAGCAACAUCAAUAGCAACAGCAGCGGUGGCAGCAGCAGCAGGAGCAUCCAAAGGGCCAGGAGCACAAACAGCUUCACAGAGAGGAUUAGUGGCACUGGCGGCUCUAACAGCAGCAGCAGCAGCAGCAUUGUUCGCAGGAGCAGCAGCACAACCAACCUCAAAGAAAUGGCCAGCAGCAGCAACACCAGCAGCAGCAGCAGCAGCAGCGCCAUCAGCAGCGGCAGCAGCAGCGGCACAAGCAGAAACGGCAGCAAUGGCCGGCGAGUGUCUAUUGCCAUAACCAAACCCUCCUCGUCCUUCAAAGCUCACUCACUGCAAGACCCCUCCGGCCCUCCCCCCCGGCGAUGCAAGACGCAGGAGAGACCUCCUCGCUCCCCUUGCUCCAAAUCUUCCCCAGCCAUCCCUCUCACUUCCCCCCUGGCCUCCGUGAAACGAACCGGCAGUGCCCAGUCUCUUGAAAAUGCUGGGAAAGCAGGAGGAGGAGGGGGGCAUGGGCAUGGCGGGCACGGGCACAAAAAAGUUUUCACGGACGAGCCGCCCACGCAGCUGCCCGAGUGUGUGAAGUCGUGGAAAGUUUUGGUUGCGGAGGACAAUACAGUGAACCAGAUGGUGGUAACCAGAAUGCUGAAGAACCUUGGGAUUUCCACGGAGGUGGCCGAGAAUGGGCUCAAGGCGCUGCACGCGUGCGAGAGCAACCACUACGACUUCAUUCUCAUGGACUGCCAUAUGCCUGAGAUGGAUGGGCUAGAAGCGACCAGGCAGAUCCGGCAGGCGGAGCAGCUGCUGCCGAGCCGGCCGCCCAAGUUCAUUGCAGCGCUCACAGCCAGCGCGUUUGACUUCGAGCGCGAGGCGUGCUUUGCUGCGGGCAUGAACCACUUUCUGACGAAGCCCAUUCGGCCGAAAGACCUGGAGGACCUGGUGAUGAAGCUGGUGGAGAUGCGCAAGUGA
Closterium sp. Yama58-4 is the source of this 5544-nucleotide messenger RNA. The record is from the annotation of a GenBank genome assembly. Lineage: Eukaryota; Viridiplantae; Streptophyta; Zygnematophyceae; Desmidiales; Closteriaceae.